Molecule: messenger RNA, 2358 nt
Organism: Puntigrus tetrazona (Sumatra barb)
Lineage: Eukaryota; Metazoa; Chordata; Actinopteri; Cypriniformes; Cyprinidae
Gene: prkag1
Product: protein kinase, AMP-activated, gamma 1 non-catalytic subunit
Exons: 13
Coding region: 162-1193 (343 amino acids)
Source: RefSeq, a predicted model, not a curated record
UCCGCGGCGGUCUUCCUCAUCCUUGAAGGAGUCUAUCGGCGAGCGGCGGGACCUGAACCGAAAUACAUAUCAUUUCAGCUCCCGGAUACCGAACUAAAGUACAUUUCUGCGCUCUGAUCUCGAAGUAGACGUCUUGAGCUUCUUCACGCCGUGAAUGGAUCAUGGAGUGUGUUCCUGCUGUUCUAGAUGAGUUGGACGGUAAAAAGGAGGCGCACAUAGAGGAUCCUGAGUAUAAUGUCUACACCCGCUUUAUGAAGUCCCACCGCUGCUACGACCUGGUGCCCACCAGCUCAAAGUUAGUGGUAUUUGACACGUCUCUACAGGUGAAGAAGGCGUUCUUUGCUUUAGUGUCUAACGGAGUGAGAGCAGCGCCUCUCUGGGACAGCAAGAAACAAUGCUUUGUUGGUAUGCUGACCAUCACAGAUUUCAUCAAUAUACUUCAUCGCUAUUACAAGUCUCCUCUGGUCCAGAUCUAUGAAUUAGAAGAGCACAAAAUAGAAACAUGGCGAGAGGUCUACUUGCAAGACUCCUUCAAACCUCUCGUCAGCAUAUCUCCCAAUGCCAGUCUAUAUGAUGCUGUCUCAUCUCUGCUGAAGCAUAAGAUCCACAGAUUGCCCGUCAUUGAUCCUCUAACAGGAAACACGCUCUACAUCCUGACCCACAAGAGGAUCCUCAAAUUCCUGAAGCUCUUCAAACGCACUCUUGGUGCUUAUGUUAACGAUCUCUCGCAGAUAUCCGAGAUGCCCAAGCCUGCGUUUCUGUCUCAAACGCUGGAGGAGCUGAACAUCGGGACGUUUCACAACAUCGCCGUGGUUCACUCGGAUACGCCGCUCUACGCCGCCCUCGGCAUCUUCGUGGAUCAGAGAGUGUCUGCUCUUCCCGUGGUGGAUGAAAACGGACGGGUGGUCGACAUCUACUCCAAGUUUGAUGUUAUAAAUCUGGCCGCUGAGAAGACGUACAACAACCUGGACAUCACUGUGACUAAAGCCCUCCAGCAUCGCUCGCAGUACUUUGAGGGAGUGCUCACCUGCCGAGCCAAUGAGACGCUAGAGGCCAUUAUCAACCGGCUGGUGGAGGCUGAGGUUCACAGGUUGGUGAUCGUGGAUGAGCAGGAGGUGGUGAAAGGCAUCGUGUCUCUGUCUGAUAUCCUACAGGCGCUGGUGCUCACCAACGGAGACGACGGAAGUGCUUGAUGGAAGUGAAGCAGAACGUCUCUGUAUUUCCUCUUCUCUCAAUAAGCCACAAGCAGUUCCAGAAAAAGGAUUGACGGCACACAGCCAUCCCAAACACAGGAGACAAUAAAAGCACAACCGACUCCAGAGCGAAGGAAGAGACGUGCUGGAAAAAAAAAAAAAAAACAUUGCUCUUCGAUGAACUAACUCUUUGAAUCAGAGCCUCCGAACCGCUUCAGGGAGUCUACGAGGAAAUUCUAUCGCUUCAAUUGGACCGGAUUCAAAUGAUUUUAAUUAUGACACCGUUUUUGCACGUUCAUGUUACUUCCCUCACAGGAGGACGACAGAUGAGGUUUUUGUGCAGACCCAGAGUACGGACUGAAACAUUGUGUUAUUGAUCCGGACGCGGUUUUGCAGGGUAACCGUUUUUUUUUUCUCUCACGAGGGCAUUCGAUAUUGAAGAGGUCCUCUGAAUCAGUCCGUUUCCACACACUGAUUCGGUCACUCCAGCAGAAUUCAGAGGAAGCUUCUCUGAACAUCAAACCGGAGCCAACUUCCUUCAUAAUGUGAACAUGGAGUGCUUUGCUCAAAUGUUUUUAAAUUAACCAUCGAAUAUUUAUAGCAUUAGAAAAGCAAUUACGGAUUGAUAACAUCAUCAUGUAUUUUUAGUCCAUCAUCAGAUCAGCUUUCUUUUCUUUUUCCCUGUUGUUUUGGGCCGGACAGACAAUUCUAUGUGUUUUACUUCUAGUUGCUGCUGAUUUUAUUCUGCUUGAGUUGUUUUCAGAGCUCAAUGGCUUUUAUCAGUGCUUUGACGUGACGAGGAAGUGUUUUCAGAAGCCGUCAGCUGUGCAUUAUGGGUAAAUCAAGAUGUCAUUUCAAUUAGAUACGCUUCCACAAUUAGCUGGUGAUGUAAUUUGACAAAAAUAUCACAGGGUCCAACGGCUAAAGUGCUUGUUUUUCAUUUUUGUAACCCAUCACAAACAUCAACUCGCACUUCUUUCUUUUUAUUGUAGCUCGUUUUGCUAUGAAAAGAUCAUUCCAUCAUUUUAUUGUAUUAUAUUUUGCUGCCGUUUUUCUCUUUAGUCAUUUUUAUUCCACAUCUGUAAAUACAUCUGAACUGUUUUCUAAUUCUCACGUCGAAGAUGUUUUAUUCGAGGCACAAGCAAAUAAAAAUCUAUUCAGUUUA